Molecule: messenger RNA, 1865 nt
Organism: Alexandromys fortis (reed vole)
Lineage: Eukaryota; Metazoa; Chordata; Mammalia; Rodentia; Cricetidae
Gene: Wnt11
Product: Wnt family member 11
Exons: 6
Coding region: 332-1396 (354 amino acids)
Biological process (GO): multicellular organism development; canonical Wnt signaling pathway; neuron differentiation
Cellular component (GO): extracellular region
Molecular function (GO): frizzled binding; cytokine activity
Source: RefSeq, a predicted model, not a curated record
UGGCGGGCGCCGCAGACCGUGCAAGCAGAGGGGAGAGUUCCGUAGAUCCGUGAGCGCGCAGGCCGGAGAGACGAGCUUAGCCGAGAGCAGCCGGCUUCAGCGCCCGUGUGCCAGGAUCCCUUGCGCCCUGCUGUGCGGCGUCUGGCAGAGACUGUGCUCGCCGCUCCCGCAGGCCGGGCCGCAUUCCCAGUUCCCAAGGGCGGCCGGGAGCGCCACGAGAGUACCCCGAAGGCGGCGUGCGCGCUGGACCGGCAGUGGCGGCCUGCAGACGGCGGACUUCGCAGCGGCUUCCGCAGGGUGAGACCCCCGAGAGCGCCGGGCGCGCGCGACGAUGAGGGCGCGGCCGCAGGUCUGCGAGGCUCUGCUCUUCGCCCUGGCGCUCCACACUGGCGUGUGCUAUGGCAUCAAGUGGCUAGCACUGUCCAAGACGCCAGCAGCCCUCGCGCUCAACCAGACGCAACACUGCAAGCAGCUGGAGGGCCUGGUGUCUGCGCAGGUGCAGCUCUGCCGCAGCAACCUGGAGCUCAUGCGCACCAUCGUGCACGCGGCGCGGGAGGCCAUGAAGGCCUGCCGCAGGGCCUUCGCCGACAUGCGCUGGAACUGCUCCUCCAUCGAGCUCGCCCCCAACUACCUGCUUGACCUAGAGAGAGGUACCCGGGAGUCAGCCUUCGUGUAUGCCCUGUCGGCCGCCACCAUCAGCCACACCAUCGCCCGGGCCUGCACCUCUGGCGACCUGCCCGGCUGCUCCUGCGGCCCUGUCCCAGGUGAGCCACCCGGGCCUGGGAACCGCUGGGGAGGAUGUGCGGACAACCUCAGCUACGGGCUCCUCAUGGGGGCCAAGUUUUCCGAUGCUCCUAUGAAGGUGAAAAAAACGGGAUCCCAAGCCAAUAAACUGAUGCGUCUACACAACAGUGAAGUGGGGAGACAGGCUCUGCGUGCCUCCCUGGAAACCAAGUGUAAGUGUCAUGGGGUGUCUGGCUCCUGCUCCAUCCGCACCUGUUGGAAGGGGCUGCAAGAACUGCGGGAUGUGGCUGCUGACCUCAAGACCCGCUACCUAUCGGCCACGAAGGUGGUGCACCGGCCUAUGGGCACCCGCAAGCACCUGGUGCCCAAGGACCUGGACAUCAGGCCCGUGAAGGACUCAGAACUGGUGUAUCUACAGAGCUCCCCCGACUUCUGUAUGAAGAACGAGAAGGUGGGAUCCCACGGGACCCAAGACAGGCAGUGCAACAAAACCUCCAACGGCAGUGACAGCUGCGACCUCAUGUGCUGUGGGCGCGGCUACAACCCCUACACGGACCGCGUGGUGGAGCGGUGUCACUGCAAGUACCACUGGUGCUGCUACGUCACCUGCCGCAGGUGUGAACGCACAGUGGAGCGCUACGUCUGCAAGUGAGGCUGCACGUUCCGCCCCUGUGGAGGGGCGCCGUUCUCCCCGAGGACCCACUGAAGGGCCUGGAGACCCCGUGGACUUCCCUGCCGAUCCCAGAUGCCAGGCGUGGGAGGAGGCUUGUGCCGGGACUCCACUUGGAAGCCACCGGGAACAGGAGGCCUGGUCGCCCUGGGAGGGCCGGGGCAUCAAAGGAAACCGAUAGGAUUAAAAAUAACCUGGCAGCUUGGGGCCCGAGUGCCCACAUGUUGUCUUCCAGGCUGCUCCAAGAAGCCAGGGCAGGGAUGGGUAGGACUGUGUGCGUUUGACCUUUCAAGGCCAGAAAGACCAGCCUCCCAGAAUGUUCUUUGGGACCCUGUGCCCACCACAUGGAACCACUAACUGGGUUGUAAAUUUUUAUUUUUCUUUCCCCUCUCCUUUGGGAUGCGGGAGUUACAGAAAUAUUUAUAAAAUAUAGCUUUUUCUUUGGGGUGGC